AUGGCAUCAGCUUCGGCCUCGGGAUGCAGCCACCGUUCUGUGCAAUUCGAAUGCUCGCGCCAUGCUGCUCAAUCGGGGUUCAAAAGACCCAACAUGCGAGAACGCGUUGCAGCAACAAAGCUGGAAAAUGACAACCUUAUGCCUAGCCCCGCUCUGCUAAAAGGUAAUCCUGAAACUUUUCCUGGGCCAUUGGUACUGCCAGGGGAUGAGAUUGCCGAAGAUCCUGAAUAUCCACCUCAAUCUUUGCAGGAAUGGUUUGACGAGGAAGAUCGCAACUCAGUUACGCCAAGUCGGAGAACUGUCUAUGUGGUUCCCCCGCCACAAAUAAGUGAUGGUGUUGAUUUUCUUGAACCAUGGAGCCGGCCAAAGGGUUAUCGGCAGGAAGACCGAGUGGAGCCUCCUUUGACUCAGGAGGUACAUGAAUAUCUGAGCGCGUUUUAUCACGGGCUUCCGGUGAAGCUGAUGCCUCGGUCGACCCUCUGCCUCGUCCGAUGGGAUUCCGGAGGAGCUUCCGCCAAAUCAACCUCCAAAGCCAAAUCUCAGCGGCCCAAGUUUGUCGGUCUGCAAGUAUCUCAGGAAUCUGUUCGAAUUCGCAUUCGUGCCUCGAGGGAUGACGUCUUUGAUGGACAACUCAAUUUAAAUGACCUUCUCGAUGCUGUGAUUGGCAUGUUGCCCAAGGAUGCAUACGCACUUCUGUUCUUGGUCAAUCACGAUAUGUAUGAAGAUGAAAACGAUGAUUUUGCUUGUGGUCGUGCUUAUGGAGGGAGCCGGGUGGCCGUUGUCUCGAGCGCCAGAUAUAAUCCAAAUUUAGAUGAACUUGAGUCGGUCGAACGUCUUCAUGCUUGGCCAGCAUCACAUUGCAAAAGUUAUAUAUCUGCUUUCUGCAAUGCGGCUGACGAGGAUUCCACGGCCAAGAAGACUUCCAAACCCCAAACGAAAACAAAACAAAACAAAGGGAAGGUCGGUUCCUCCACGUCCAGGGUAAGCCCCAUGGAAGCUGCGAUAUCCAUUCAUCGCACUCUUCCCAUGGAAAAUCUGACGGGGACCUCGCUCUCCGCACUCUGGCUUGGGCGAGUUUGCCGAACAGCUAGCCAUGAACUGGGUCACUGUUUCGGUAUUGACCAUUGCAUGUACUAUGCUUGUUCCAUGCAGGGCACAGCAUCGGUGGGUGAAGACGCCUCGCAACCACCUUAUCUUUGUCCAGUCGAUCUGGCCAAAGUUCUCCAUGCCACGUCGACAACAGCUAUCGGACGAUACAAUGCCCUUCUCGCUUUUUGUGAGAAACCUCAUAGCAAGAAUGAACACAUGUUUGCGCCUUUUGCGGCUUGGAUUCGUGGAAGAAUAGUUGAGCUGGAAGAAUAG
Penicillium waksmanii is the source of this 1362-nucleotide messenger RNA. RefSeq names its product archaemetzincin. The record is from RefSeq and is a predicted model, not a curated record. Bases 1 to 1362 code for a protein of 453 amino acids. NCBI's taxonomy places the organism in Eukaryota, Fungi, Ascomycota, Eurotiomycetes, Eurotiales, Aspergillaceae. The transcript has a single exon. Gene Ontology annotation, molecular function: metallopeptidase activity. Gene Ontology annotation, biological process: proteolysis.